GUCAUCGUGGAAGAGAUUUUUUACAAAGAAAUUCAGACCACACACUCAAUGGUCCAGACUAGGUGAUCUGUCCUGAAACCUAAAUGAUUCUACAUUAAUUAAAAUAGCUCCAAGAAAGGAAAAACAAGAACAAGAGGAGUGGCCGGAGGUGGAUAUCCGGAAAAGUCUCGUCUGAACACAUUCUCACGCUCCCUCUCCCACGCACACACACAGAACCACCUCGCCCUCCACAUUCACUCAUGGCGCCGUCGCUGCUCCCACCCGUUCUUCUGCUUCUGGCCUCGGCGGUGCCUGCGCCAGGAGGUUCUCCCAGGCCCGUCAUGGCCCUGAGGUGCCUUGCCGACAUAUUCAUCACACCAUUUGAGGGUUCCAAGAUCAUUGACUCUGAAAUUGUGGAAGACUACAUGCACAAGCAUUUGUAUGUGUACCCCGAGCGAGGCUUUCGGGGCGUCAGUCUUGUGGAAUGGGAUGACCGCCAACCCGCAUGGUUCCCGCUGAGCGACUGCCUUCCUCAGGGGUCGUGGUGGAAGCUCCUGUUGGAGGUGAAGAAGCUCAAGUUUGGCUAUGGGGAGGUGCGUUUUGAGCUUCAGAUAAAGAGUGGUACGUGCAGUUUCAAGUGCUUCACCAUAACUGACGACUUUCCUGGCUGGCUGUCUUUUUUUAUUGAGGCUCACGGCCCCUCGAGGUGGAGUCAUAACGAACCUUUGUCUUGCCCCGUUGGCGAGGUAAAAAAUGGACUUGCACGGGGGAACUCUCCUAUCUCCCACUGCAAGGAUUUUCUAAACACGAAGAAUACUACACCCACCACUACCACCACCACCACCACUACCACUACCACCGCCACCACUACCACCACCACCGCCACCACUACCACCACCACCACCACUACAACUACAACUACCACCGCCACCACCACCACCCCUAAGCCUGCAGCCACACUCUCCGCCACAGCCCCUCCCGAUGCAACGCACACAGCAACUUGGCUAUCUACGGAGGUUGUGAUAAUCAUGGUGUUGGUGGCGGCAGUGAUGGUGAUGGCUGCAUUGGUGGUGCUGCUGGUGAAGCGUUUCCGGCAGCGAAGGAACACUGUGGAAGAGCCCAAUUACCACAACAACGUGGUGGACCCUCCCCCACCCAUCGUCCCGCCACGUCAGCGAGCGGACGCCUCCCAGGGCAUGAGGACCGAGGCUGAGGACGAGGAGAAUGUAUAUGAUGAGAUUGAGGACUUUGCGCAGCGCUGGGCCUUCGUGGCGGGACCUACAAGAGCAGGGAUGAGACAAAACGCAGAACAAGACGAUGGCUGCUUGAGGAUGAGCAGGUCUUUGUACGAGGAUGAUGGGUACCUAACCCCGAGGCCGGCUCCCGUAUAA
Eriocheir sinensis (Chinese mitten crab) is the source of this 1370-nucleotide messenger RNA. RefSeq lists its product as uncharacterized. Lineage: Eukaryota; Metazoa; Arthropoda; Malacostraca; Decapoda; Varunidae. The record is from RefSeq and is a predicted model, not a curated record. The transcript has 2 exons. The coding region runs from base 240 to 1370 and encodes 376 amino acids.